GCAUGAAUGGGUGGAAGUGAAGUGCAAAAUCAAACAGAAGUGAAAGAAUUUGUUUUGUUAGGGCUCUCAGAUGACCCUGAGUUAAAACUUAUCCUCUUUGUGGUGUUCUUUUUCAUCUACAUGACCACCAUGUUGGGCAAUCUGGGCAUGAUAAUAUUGAUCGCAGUAGAUUCCCGACUCCAUACCCCAAUGUACUUCUUCCUUUUCAGUCUUUCUUUUGUGGAUGCCUGUUACUCUUCUGCUGUCACUCCCAAGAUGCUUGUGAACCUCUUGACUGAGAACAGGGCCAUCUCUAUCAAUGGCUGUGCUGCCCAGUUUUAUUUCUUUGGCUCAUUUUUAGGCACUGAAUGUUUCCUAUUGGCUGUUAUGGCAUAUGAUCGCUAUGUGGCCAUCUGCUAUCCACUUUCAUAUUCAGUUAUCAUGUCUGAAAAAGUUUGUUUCCUGCUGGUAGCCACCACAUUCUUUGCUGGCUUUGGGAAUGCAGCUGUGCAUACAGGAAUGACGUUCAGACUGUCUUUUUGUGCCUCUAAUCGAAUCAAUCAUUUCUACUGUGAUACACCACCCCUCCUGAAACUCUCCUGUUCUGAUACUCGUAUCAAUGGAAUUGUCAUCAUGGCUUUCUCCAGUUUCAAUGUCAUCAGUUGUGUGCUGAUGGUCCUCAUUUCUUACCUCUUUAUCCUUGUCACGAUCUUGAGGAUGCGCUCUGCUCAGGGCAGGAGCAAAGCCUUCUCCACUUGUGCCUCCCACCUCAUGGCUGUCACCAUUUUCUUUGGAACAAUUCUCUUCAUGUAUUUACGUCCCACCUCCAGUUACUCAAUGCAGCAAGACAAAGUGGUCUCUGUUUUUUACACAGUGGUCAUUCCAAUGUUAAAUCCUCUUAUAUAUAGCUUAAAAAACAAGGAUGUAAAGGAUGCCCUAAAGAAAAUUUUGCAGAGACAUAGGUCAUAA
Monodelphis domestica (gray short-tailed opossum) is the source of this 948-nucleotide messenger RNA. Its product is annotated as olfactory receptor 5AP2-like. Lineage: Eukaryota; Metazoa; Chordata; Mammalia; Didelphimorphia; Didelphidae. Gene Ontology annotation, molecular function: G protein-coupled receptor activity; olfactory receptor activity. The record is from RefSeq and is a predicted model, not a curated record. Gene Ontology annotation, cellular component: membrane. Gene Ontology annotation, biological process: G protein-coupled receptor signaling pathway.